Messenger RNA from Harmonia axyridis, 563 nucleotides. RefSeq lists its product as uncharacterized. The coding region runs from base 125 to 472 and encodes 115 amino acids. The record is from RefSeq and is a predicted model, not a curated record. The transcript is spliced from 2 exons. NCBI's taxonomy places the organism in Eukaryota, Metazoa, Arthropoda, Insecta, Coleoptera, Coccinellidae.
AUUUCUUAGCGUUCCAUUCUUAGUUCUAAGUUCUUAGGUUUAGUCUUAGUUCUUAGGACUGGUGCGUAAAUCCACCAAUACUGUUCAGUCAAUAUUAUAGAAGAGUCGACACAAAACCGACAAGAUGCCUUGCGUUCCACGUCACAGGGAAAAAAAUUGGUUCUUCGGUGUCGGAGUGUCCGUCGAUGGAGUGGUCAACUGUAUAGCGAACGUAUAUGUGCGUCACGAAGUGAAAAGGCCCGUGCCAGUUGGGCCACUCGGUAUCACUGUUAUCGCUCCAAGUUUACCGGCGGAUCUGUUUUUUCCCAGAUGGAAAUUGAGGGUGGAAAGGUACUCGGAGGAGUUGCUAGAUACUGUAGUCAUGCAACAUAGAAUAGGCCCGGAAACGAGUGAAACUAAGCAAGAGGUCCGAUUCGUAUUUCCUUCCAUUGCUGCGAAAAAUUUAUUCUACGAAUUGGUCAAGUACAGUUGAAUCGAGUGGAAUAUGGAGGUUCUUCAAAUGUUCGAGAUGCCAAUUUUGUAUAAAUAUAUAUAUUUAAUGUUUUAGAUAGAAGUUUUUUUUG